AUAAACAUUGUAUAAUUAUAUAAAGAUAUAAGGAAAUAGUGUUUUGUCUUUAGAAAAUUAAGCCGUCUUAUUGAUGCAAAAAAAUCUCAUUACCAUAAUGAUGAUUACAAAUACUAUCAUUAUGUAAUUAAUUAAUUAAUAAAUGCACAAAAGUACAAUUUAUUUAGUACCAUUAAUAGUACAAUUAUUACUAUAAUUUUUUUAUAAUCAAAUUACUACAGUAAUAAGAACUACAAGAGGACUUUUUUAUUAUAUUUUUAUUGUUAUUUAUGAUUAUUUGAGUUUUUAUACAUGGUAAUAUUAUGCUACUAUUAAUUCAUGCCGAGUUUAAAAAAAUAAAUAAUUGAACAGUGCUUAUUUUUGAAGGUGAUUAAAUAAAAAUAACUGUAAAACAGUAACAAGAAUUACAAAAAAAUAAAAUCUUUAUGCAUUUUACUCCCCUGAUUUUGGGAUGAAAUAUAUAUAUAUUUUUUUUGAGAUUCACUUCUUGGUGCAUGUUUACAGAUUUGUUUUUGUGUAGAACUAGUGUUUAUGUAAUUAAUUUUUCCACUGUUCUAGGUUGGUUUCAGUCUCUUUAUAGGGCAGCUAUAAAGAACCUAGAUUGAAUUUUACCGCUAACUCCUCAGUUGAAUCUCAACGUAGAGACCCUUCAGUUUAGUCUGUCUGUUCUCUCAUUUUACUGUGCUUCUCCAAAAUCUCCUCCAUCACACCAUCAUUCCUGUAUUUCCUGAAAGCGCUGUCUGACGUGAUUCUGCUUUGGUCGGGAAGCUUUAUUCAUUGGCUUCACAUUUACACAGGAAGAGGAAACUCGCAUGAAUUAUCAUCACAUGAUUUACGAGGUUAAUCUCAGUCUGCGCUCUUGUAUUCAGAUAAACCUGUUGUAUAAGAAAUGACACGUUUACCUUAUUGUAAAACUUCCUUAUUGUCAUAAAACAAUUUUUCUAAAGUGUGAAUAAGAUUAUUGGAUUAUGUUUUACGAGGAAAUACUAUUUCUGUCUUUCUACUUCAAAAUUUUAUGUUUAAUUCGAAUGUGUAACGUAAUUUUUGCUAGCAUUUUCUGAGUGAAAAUUGUUUUAAUUUCCAUUUUUUUUGUGUAUUUCUCCUGAAAUAACCUAACAAAUCUUUUCCCAAAAUAGACUUUAUGUUUGCAGUCUGAAGUUCCCAAACUCCAGCUGGAUGGAUUCUUUUAAUUCUAUGUGUUUAAGCAAUGAAACUCAAUAUUUCCCCUCAUGAUAUUUCUCUCCCUUUAUCUCUCGUCUCUUCUUACCCACAAUCCUCCCUGAUGCCGGACCACGGUAAACGUAAAGCCCUGAAGUUAAAUUUUGCCAAUCCUCCAAUCAAACCUACUUCCAGAAUCACUCUGAACACUGCCGGACUUCCUUUCCAGAACCCACACAUAGAGCGGCUGCGGACACACAGUAUCGAGUCGUCUGGGAAGCUGAAGAUCUCUCCGGAGCAGCACUGGGACUUCACAGCUGAAGACCUGAAGGAUCUCGGCGAGAUCGGCAGAGGAGCGUACGGCUCCGUCAACAAGAUGGUGCACAAACCCAGUGGACAAAUCAUGGCCGUCAAAAGGAUCCGGUCGACGGUAGACGAGCGAGAACAGAAGCAGCUGCUGAUGGAUCUGGAUGUGGUCAUGAGGAGCAGCGACUGUCCCUACAUCGUCCAGUUUUACGGGGCUCUUUUCAGAGAGGGGGAUUGCUGGAUAUGCAUGGAGCUCAUGUCUAUCUCCUUCGACAAAUUCUACAAAUACGUUUAUUCCUCUUUAGAUGAUGUGAUUCCAGAGGAGAUUUUAGGGAAAAUAACAUUAGCUACUGUGAAAGCACUUAACCACUUAAAAGAAAACUUGAAAAUUAUUCACAGAGACAUAAAGCCAUCGAAUAUCCUCCUGGACAGGAAAGGCAACAUUAAGCUGUGUGAUUUCGGCAUCAGUGGACAGCUGGUGGACUCCAUCGCCAAAACCAGAGACGCAGGCUGCAGACCGUAUAUGGCACCGGAGAGGAUAGACCCCAGCGCUUCCAGACAGGGUUACGAUGUCCGCUCAGACGUCUGGAGUUUGGGAAUCACACUGUAUGAACUGGCCACAGGACGGUUCCCCUACCCGAAGUGGAACAGUGUGUUUGAUCAGCUGACGCAGGUGGUGAAGGGCGACCCGCCGCAGCUCAGCAGCUCCGAGGAGAGACAGUUCUCCCCCAAAUUCAUCAACUUCGUCAACCUGUGCCUUACAAAGGACGAGUCAAAAAGGCCAAAGUACAAAGAGCUUCUGAAACAUCCCUUCAUUCAGAUGUACGAGGAGCGUACGGUAGACGUGGCCAGCUACGUCUGCAUGAUCCUGGAUCAGAUGCCCGCGUCUCCCAGCUCCCCCAUGUACGUGGACUGACACGAGGUGCAAGCGUUGGUUUAAACAUUUGCUUCAUCACAGAACAGCAGUAUUAAAACAGGAAACCGUACACGAGAGCACCGCGAGCGGCACCGCGGCGUUCAGUUCAAGCUCGACUGUAAAAUACCUCCUACCCACGUCUCUCACUCUCUCUCUUACUGUCUCUCUCUCAUCACACACACACACACACACACACACCUGUAAAGUGCAAACACACACGUGUCUGACAGGACACGUGAUGGACGGAUCUCUCGCGGAUGCGGAAUAGUGAUUUUAAACCUAUAUUAAAUAAUGAAAUAAAAAAAGCCUGGAAUUGUAUUUAUACUUCUGAAAUCACUUGUGGAAUAUUUGAUUCGGAAAGCCCUCGACGUACUGGAAAUCUGCUCGUGUCUCGUCCCUCCUCUUCAUGUAUGUGAUAUUAAACAUGUGUUUUGUAUGUUAAGGUGAAUGAUGAUGCAGAGGUGGCCGGGGUUUCUGUAAUCCUCACUGUAUGUGUUGAUAUUAUAAAUAAAACUGAGGAAUAUGGAAACGA
Molecule: messenger RNA, 2912 nt
Organism: Onychostoma macrolepis
Lineage: Eukaryota; Metazoa; Chordata; Actinopteri; Cypriniformes; Cyprinidae
Gene: map2k4a
Product: mitogen-activated protein kinase kinase 4a
Exons: 11
Coding region: 1208-2380 (390 amino acids)
Biological process (GO): MAPK cascade; protein phosphorylation
Molecular function (GO): JUN kinase kinase activity; ATP binding
Source: RefSeq, a predicted model, not a curated record